CAUAUCCGAAAAACCCUAAACACAAAUUCACAGGAACCACCACCAUUUUCGUAUGCGCGUUUUCUCCACCAUCGUCUCCUCAUCGACACGCAUUCGCCGAGAUCUCUUCUCCUUCCUCAGCUUGUUUCACUCCCAAGCUAAGUCGAUCCCGACCAGGAUUCCGAUGGGCUCCGGUGAGCAAUCCCUUCGCCAGUCGUUGUCGGAGAAGUUAUCCGCCGUCGAAGCUCAGGGCAACGCCGUUCGGGCUCUCAAGGCCUCCGGCGCUGGGAAGCCGGAGAUCGAAGCCGCCGUUGUGCUUCUCAAUAAGUUGAAGAUCGAGAAAGCCGCCGUCGAGAAACAGCUUCAAGCCUCCGUCAGCGGUGACGGAGGCUCCGCCGAUGGCGUUCUUAGCCGUGAGGCUUUCCGGCAAGCUGGCGUCAAUACCCUCGAGCGGCGUUUGUUCUUCAUCCCUUCGUUCAAGAUUUACCGCGGCGUCGCUGGGCUUUAUGAUUACGGUCCUCCUGGUUGCGCUGUUAAGUCCAAUGUUCUUCAAUUUUGGCGUCAGCAUUUUGUUCUUGAGGAGAACAUGUUGGAAGUUGAUUGUCCAUGUGUGACUCCUGAGGUUGUUCUUAAGGCAUCUGGGCAUGUGGACAAGUUCACUGACCUUAUGGUUAAGGAUGAGAAAACAGGAACAUGUUACCGUGCUGAUCACUUGCUUAAGGAUUAUUGUAAUGAGAAGCUGCAGAAAGAUCUUACCAUAUCUGCUGAGAAAGCUGCUGAGUUGAAGCAUGUUCUUGCCCUUCUGGAUGACCUUUCUCCUGAAGAGCUUGGUGCCAAGAUCAAGGAGUAUGGGAUCACUGCUCCAGACACGAAGAACCCACUCUCUGAUCCUUACCCAUUUAACUUGAUGUUCCAGACAUCCAUUGGCCCAUCUGGUUUGAUCCCCGGUUACAUGCGCCCUGAAACUGCGCAAGGGAUUUUUGUGAACUUCAAGGACUUGUAUUAUUACAAUGGGAACAAAUUGCCAUUUGCUGCUGCUCAAAUUGGUCAAGCCUUUAGAAAUGAGAUAUCUCCUCGUCAAGGGCUUCUUAGGGUUCGUGAAUUCACACUGGCAGAAAUUGAGCACUUCGUUGAUCCUGAGAAUAAAUCACAUCCAAAAUUCUCUGACAUUGCAAACUUGGAAUUCCUUAUGUUCCCACGAGAGGAGCAAAUGUCUGGUCAGUCUGCAAAGAAACUUUGCAUUGGUGAAGCAGUUGCCAAGGGAAUUGUCAACAACGAGACUCUUGGCUACUUUAUUGGGAGAGUGUAUCUCUUCCUCACUCGUCUUGGCAUAGACCCGGAAAGAUUGCGAUUCCGUCAGCAUUUAGCAAAUGAAAUGGCACAUUAUGCUGCAGAUUGUUGGGAUGCUGAGAUUGAAUGUUCAUAUGGAUGGAUUGAAUGUGUCGGAAUUGCAGAUAGAUCUGCAUACGACUUGCGUGCUCACUCGGACAAAAGUGGUGUUCCUCUUGUAGCGCAGGAGAAAUUCUCCGAGCCUAGAGAAGUAGAGAAACUGGUCAUUGCUCCAGUGAAGAAGGAACUGGGUCUUGCAUUCAAGGGAACCCAGAAGAAUGUGGUCGAAGCUUUAGAGGCUAUGAAUGAGAAAGAAGCUAUGGAGAUGAAGGCAGCACUGGAAUCCAAAGGGGAGGUGGAGUUUUACGUGUGUACCCUCGGGAAGAAUGUGACCGUUAAGAAGAACAUGCUUUCGAUCUCGAAGGAGAAAAAGAAGGAACACCAACGGGUUUUCACGCCAUCGGUGAUUGAACCCUCUUUCGGAAUUGGUCGGAUUAUAUAUUGUCUGUACGAGCAUUGUUUCUUCAUGAGGCCGAGCAAAGCAGGGGACGAACAGUUGAACCUUUUCCGGUUUCCUCCUCUCGUUGCACCCAUCAAAUGCACUGUCUUCCCACUUGUUCAGAACCAACAGUACGAGGAAGUCACCAAAGUCAUUUCCAAGGAACUCACUUCUGCUGGCAUCUCUCAUAAGAUCGACAUCACUGGUACAUCAAUAGGGAAACGAUACGCGAGAACCGACGAGCUAGGCGUACCAUUUGCCAUAACCGUCGACUCAGCGACAUCGGUAACGAUCAGAGAACGGGACAGUAAAGACCAAGUUCGGGUCAGCCUCGAGGAGGCGGCAUCCGUGGUGAGUUCCGUCGUCGAGGGACGGAAGACAUGGAAAGACGUGUGGGCAAGUUUCCCGCACCACUCUUCUGGUUGUUCCGACGAGUAGUUAGUUAAUUUAGGCGCUGGCCAUAAACACUAGCAGCCUUCCAAGAGUCACGGAACACUGUCGUCUUGUUUCUGUUAUUGUCUGAGACUGUUCCCGUUUAAGGACAACAAUCUAUUUAUUACCUGUGGAAGAACACACACAUACACUUCCUCUUCGCAAUUUGUGUUGUAUAUCACAUCAAUUACUUUACAGUUUCUUAUAUUUUCCGUAAAAGGAUUUUGUUAA
This is a messenger RNA of Tarenaya hassleriana, 2470 nucleotides long. Its product is annotated as glycine--tRNA ligase, mitochondrial 1. Bases 53 to 2245 code for a protein of 730 amino acids. Gene Ontology annotation, molecular function: ATP binding; glycine-tRNA ligase activity. The record is from RefSeq and is a predicted model, not a curated record. NCBI's taxonomy places the organism in Eukaryota, Viridiplantae, Streptophyta, Magnoliopsida, Brassicales, Cleomaceae. Gene Ontology annotation, biological process: mitochondrial glycyl-tRNA aminoacylation. The transcript has 9 exons. Gene Ontology annotation, cellular component: mitochondrion; cytoplasm.